AUGGAGUUCCUCCCCACCCUCCAGUCUGGCGUCGACGACCUCAAGCCGUCCCUCUUCGAGCUCCUCUCCGAACAGCAACUCUCCGCCCUGCUGCCCCCCUCGCUGCGCUACCUCCUCGCCGUCGCCACCCCGCGCUACCCGCGCUACCUGCUGCCCGUGCUCAACUCGUUCGAUGAGGUCUACGCGCUCGUCAUGCUGCUGGUCGAGCGCCACUUCCUGCGCACCUACGGCGGCUCCUUCACCGAGAACUUCUACAGCUUGAAGCGCGCCCGCGUCCUGCGCGUAAAGGGCGGCGAGAUACCGCGCGCGCAGAUGGGCGCGAGCGAGAGCGUGAGGGAGGCGGUCAAGCUGAGCAGCGGCGAUGUGUGGAAGAACCUCGCCGUCCUGGUCGGCUUGCCGUGGCUGAAGCGCAAGCUGGACGAGAGCUACGACAUCCACGCCGCACACUCCAACCUGCUCGGGCCCGCGUACAACCGCGACCGCGACCGCCCGCAGAGUGGUGCCAGCGUGAAGCAGCGCCUGAUGUUCGGCUACAAGUGGUUUCUGCGCAACAUCUAUCCGAGCGUCAACGCGGCCUACUACUUCUCGCUGCUCGUCUUCAACAUGGCCUACCUCUUCGACUCGACCAAAUACCACUCCCCCUUUCUGUGGAUGAUAGGCACCCGCAUACGGCGCCUGGGCGGUGCAGACCACGCCGCCAUCGAAGCCCUCUCACAGCCGCGAAAGACGGGUCCCGCGAGGCCCGGCGAAGGAGGCAGCCUGUUCUCGCCGCGCAAUCUCGCAAGAAGCGUCCAACCACGGCUCCUCAGCUCCCUGAAGAUCCUGCUCCCCACAAGCAUCUUCGCACUGAAGUUUCUCGAGUGGUGGCACGCCUCCGACUUCGCCCGCCAGCUGUCACGCAAAUCAGCAGAGAACGUGGAGCUGCCACCGCCCAUACUACCCUCGCUCCCUCCCGCCGCGAAGGAGCAAAGCUCAAAAUACACCUCUACGACAGACCACAGGAGCAAACCAAGACCCAUCGACCCCCCAAUCGCCGCGUCCACACUCCUCCCCAUCCUCACCGUCCCGCUCCCUGCCGACUCCACACUGUGUCCCAUCUGCAGCACCCCCGUCACAAACCCGACCGCGAGCCCCACAGGCUUCGUCUACUGCUACACGUGCAUCCACCGCUGGGUCCAAGGCGUGCACGACCGGCAAGUAGCCUUCAUGGAGGGCGCGGCGGGCUUUGCACGAGAAGACGGUGCCGGCGAGGUGGAAGUAGAAGAGUGGAGCAAAGAGGAAGGCAGUCGCGAGGGCCGGUGGGAGAGCGGCCAAGGCCGAGACGCAGUGACAGGGCGGAAAGUGCUUGGUGGAACCGAAGGGUUGCGAAGAGUUGUGGUGUGA
This is a messenger RNA of Ascochyta rabiei, 1383 nucleotides long. Its product is annotated as ubiquitin-protein ligase peroxin 12. Lineage: Eukaryota; Fungi; Ascomycota; Dothideomycetes; Pleosporales; Didymellaceae. Bases 1 to 1383 code for a protein of 460 amino acids. Gene Ontology annotation, cellular component: peroxisomal importomer complex; peroxisomal membrane. The record is from RefSeq and is a predicted model, not a curated record. The transcript has a single exon. Gene Ontology annotation, molecular function: zinc ion binding; protein binding; ubiquitin-protein transferase activity. Gene Ontology annotation, biological process: protein import into peroxisome matrix; protein monoubiquitination.